Molecule: messenger RNA, 4091 nt
Organism: Panthera uncia (snow leopard)
Lineage: Eukaryota; Metazoa; Chordata; Mammalia; Carnivora; Felidae
Gene: TCF7L2
Product: transcription factor 7 like 2
Exons: 15
Coding region: 555-2519 (654 amino acids)
Biological process (GO): regulation of transcription by RNA polymerase II; canonical Wnt signaling pathway
Cellular component (GO): beta-catenin-TCF complex; catenin-TCF7L2 complex
Molecular function (GO): RNA polymerase II cis-regulatory region sequence-specific DNA binding; DNA-binding transcription factor activity, RNA polymerase II-specific
Source: RefSeq, a predicted model, not a curated record
GCAUCUCAUUAAGCGAGUGUGUUCCUCUCGCCCUGUCAAUAAUCUCCGCUCCCAGACUACUCCGUUCCUCCGGAUUUCGAUCCCCCUUUUUCUAUCUGUCAAUCAGCGCCGCCUUUGAACUGAAAAGCUCUCAGUCUAACUUCAACUCACUCAAAUCCGAGCGGCACGAGCUCCUCCUGUAUCUUCGGCUUCCCCCCCCCUUUGCUCUUUAUAUCUGACUUCUUGUUGUUGUUGGUGUGUUUUUUUUUUACCCCCCUUUUUUAUUUAUUAUUUUUUUGCACAUUGAUCGGAUCCUUGGGAACGAGAGAAAAAAGAAACCCAAACUCACGCGUGCAGAAGAUCUCCCCCCCUUUCCCCUCCCCUUCUCCCUCUUUCCCCUCCCCAGGAGAAAAAGACCCCAAAGCAGAAAAAAAAGUUCACCUUGGACUCGUCUUUUUCUUGCAAUAUUUUUUUUGGGGGGGGGCAAAAAUUUUUUGGGGGAUUUUUUUUUUUUUUUUUUUGCUUUUCUUCCUCCUUCAUUUUCCUUCCAAAAUUGCUGCUGGUGGGUGAAAAAAAUGCCGCAGCUGAACGGCGGUGGAGGAGAUGACCUAGGCGCCAACGACGAACUGAUUUCCUUCAAAGACGAGGGCGAGCAGGAGGAGAAGAGCUCCGAAAACUCCUCGGCAGAGAGGGAUUUAGCUGAUGUCAAAUCGUCUCUAGUCAAUGAAUCAGAAACGAAUCAAAACAGCUCCUCCGAUUCCGAGGCGGAAAGACGGCCUCCGCCUCGCUCCGAAAGUUUCCGAGAUAAAUCCCGGGAAAGUUUGGAAGAAGCGGCCAAGAGGCAAGAUGGAGGGCUCUUUAAGGGGCCACCGUAUCCCGGCUACCCCUUCAUCAUGAUCCCCGACCUGACGAGCCCCUACCUCCCCAACGGAUCGCUCUCGCCCACCGCCCGAACCUAUCUCCAGAUGAAAUGGCCACUGCUUGAUGUCCAGGCGGGGACCCUCCAGAGCAGACAAGCCCUCAAGGAUGCCCGCUCUCCGUCACCGGCACACAUUGUGUGCCCCCUCCCUUGCUGCACUCAGGGACAUGACUGUCAGCACCUCUACCCCCCCUCAGACUUCACUGUCAGCACUCAAGUCUUCAGGGACAUGAAAAGGAGCCACUCCCUACAAAAGGUUGGGGAGCCCUGGUGUUUGGAGUCGAACAAAGUACCGGUUGUGCAACACCCUCACCAUGUCCACCCUCUCACGCCGCUCAUCACGUACAGCAACGAACACUUCACCCCGGGAAACCCACCUCCACACUUACCAGCCGACGUAGACCCCAAAACAGGAAUCCCACGGCCUCCGCACCCUCCAGAUAUAUCUCCGUAUUACCCACUAUCGCCCGGCACCGUAGGACAAAUCCCCCAUCCGCUAGGAUGGUUAGUACCACAGCAAGGUCAGCCCGUGUACCCAAUCACGACAGGAGGAUUCCGUCACCCCUACCCCACAGCUCUGACUGUCAACGCCUCCAUGUCUAGCUUCCUGUCUUCCAGGUUCCCUCCCCAUAUGGUCCCACCACAUCACACUCUACACACGACCGGCAUCCCCCACCCGGCCAUAGUAACGCCAACCGUCAAACAGGAAUCCUCCCAGAGUGACGUCGGCUCACUCCAUAGCUCAAAGCAUCAGGACUCCAAAAAGGAAGAAGAAAAGAAGAAGCCCCACAUAAAGAAACCUCUUAACGCGUUCAUGUUGUAUAUGAAGGAAAUGAGGGCCAAGGUCGUGGCCGAGUGCACGUUGAAAGAAAGUGCCGCCAUCAACCAGAUCCUGGGGCGAAGGUGGCACGCGCUGUCCAGAGAAGAGCAAGCAAAAUACUACGAGCUGGCCCGGAAGGAGCGACAGCUUCACAUGCAGCUGUACCCCGGCUGGUCUGCGCGGGAUAACUAUGGGAAGAAGAAGAAGAGGAAAAGGGACAAGCAGCCAGGAGAGACCAAUGAACACAGCGAAUGUUUCCUAAAUCCUUGCCUUUCACUUCCUCCGAUUACAGACCUGAGCGCUCCUAAGAAAUGCCGAGCGCGCUUUGGCCUUGAUCAACAGAAUAACUGGUGCGGCCCUUGCAGGAGAAAAAAAAAGUGCGUUCGCUACAUACAAGGUGAAGGCAGCUGCCUCAGUCCACCCUCUUCAGAUGGAAGCUUACUAGACUCGCCUCCUCCCUCCCCCAACCUGCUAAGCUCCCCUCCCCAAGACGCCAAGUCACAGACUGAGCAGACCCAGCCUCUCUCGCUGUCCCUGAAGCCCGACCCCCUGGCCCACCUGCCCAUGAUGCCGCCGCCGCCCGCCCUCCUGCUUGCCGAGGCCGCCCACGGCAAGGCCCCCGCCCUCUGUCCCAACGGGGCCCUGGACCUGCCCCCCGCCGCCCUGCAGCCGCCCGUCCUGUCCGCCUCGUCUCUGGCGCAGCCGUCGACAUCUUCCUUACAUUCCCACAGCGCCGUGGCCGUGGCCGUGGCCGGGACGCAGCCCCAGCCGCUGUCCCUCGUGACCAAGUCUUUAGAAUAGCUUUAGCCUCGUCAGCCCCGGUUGGUUUGCGUAGUGUUGCGUUCCGCUUCUGUCCCCCCCCCCCCCCCCCCCCCCCCGCCCCCCCCCCCCACCACCUCCCUCCCCCCCCCAAAGGUUUCGUUUUGUACUCUUUUAAUUUUGUGCCACGUGGCUACAUUAGUUGAUGUUUAUGGAGUUCAUUGGUCAAUAUUUGACCCAUUCUUAUUUCAAUUCCUCCUUUUAAAUAUGUAGAUGAGAGAAGAACCUCAUGAUUCUACCAAAAUUUUUAUCAACAGCUGUUUAAAGUCUUUGUAGCGUUUAAAAAAUAUAUAUAUAUACAUAACUGUUAUGUAGUUCGGAUAGCUUAGUUUUAAAAGACUGAUUAAAAAACAAAAAGGAAAAAAAAAAAAGAAGCAAUUUUGAAGCAGCCCUCCAGAAGGAGUUGGUUCUGUAUUAUUUGUAUUAAAUACGAGCUUGCGAACCAAUCAUUUUACAUCUGGUUUUUAAACCAUAAGGGCACGAGGAAUGCAGUGCCGUUACUCUUUUUUUUUUCUCUGUGAAACAACUUUAAUUGUGAUGUUACUUGUUAUUGUUUAAAUGUACAGAAACAAAGGGUUAAAUGUGUUAAUAUACCUUGUUCCAUGGUGUUGUUCUUUUGGGGGGAGGGGGAUGCUACUCAACCAUUAAUGGAAUCACAACGCUGUUGGACCAGUAGUAUUUAUUGCUUUAGAGAUUGCUUGUCGAACCUGUAUGUCGUCCCUUUUAAAAUAUGUUUUCCUUUUUCUUGAAACUGUAUAAAGUUUUUUUCCCCUUAGCAUAAGCAUCUUAUAUAUAACAACUCAUUUGUACAAGGUUUUUAAGUUUAUAUAUAAAAUGUGUAUAUAUAUUUUUUUGUUUCUCUUUUUGACUUUUUUUUUUUUUUUUUUUUUUGGCUGUAUGAAACCCAGAUGCCGCCAAACGGACAUUAAUAGUUGCAUUUAAGGAUCAGUAGCAUUAACGGAAGUUGCUUUAAAAGCCAUUAUGUAAAACAAGACUUGAAAAUUAGUGAGGGAAUUUUAGCGGACGCUGUCUGAGCAGCAGUGGGAACCACCCUGUUUGUCCUUUGAACUCACAGUCGCCAGCCCUAUGCCCUUAGGGCGUGGCCCGACUGUGUGCAAAAGUUUAUGUGCCAAAAUUCUCAGUGACUUUAGCUUUCUCCCUCUUUUCGAUGCUGUAAUUUUUGUUCAUCAUGUUUUGCUGUGAUGUUACAUAGGUAGAUUUGUAUGUAGUUUUAAUGUCACCUAUAACAAGACGUGUUUGGUAGCAGAUUGUCCAGAAAGCAUUUUAAAUGAAGAGGUAUCAAACCCUUAGGGGCCAAAAUUCUGUAUAUUAGAUUACUCUUAAAGGAAAAACCAGCUGCCGCUUUUAUGUACACGUAUCCCGUACGAGUAGGUGGCAAACUUUAAAAAUAAGAAAAACCCUAGGCAUGUUGAUGUUGCAAAAUGCUGUAUAAAGCUGACACCUGUUCACUCAGUGCCAUUGUAGUUGACAUGAAGCGAUUGUAAGACUGUCUCCGAUUUUUCUCUGGUUUAUUAAAAUGCUAACUAUAACAUU